Messenger RNA from Nicotiana tabacum (common tobacco), 1030 nucleotides. Lineage: Eukaryota; Viridiplantae; Streptophyta; Magnoliopsida; Solanales; Solanaceae. The record is from RefSeq and is a predicted model, not a curated record.
CAAAUUCUGCAGUGUCUUAGUCUCAAACCCCACCGUCGCCAGCUAAAACCCUACUAAGAAUCGACUGCCCGUACAGAUUCCGGGGAACAAUGGAUUCGGAAAAACUGUCAGCUCAAAUAAAGGACAAAGACUUGUUCAAAGCAGCUGAAUCUGGCGAUUCAUCGCUCUUCGAAUCACUUACCGAAGAACAGCUCCUUAAAGCCCUAUCUCUCCGUAAUGAAGAUGUCCGUUCUCUCCUUCACGUUGCCGUCUCUUCUGCCCACGCCCAGGUGGUGAAGAUUCUUGCGGCUGCUGAUCCCUCAGCGAGUGGUAUAAAUAGUGGUGAUGAAGAAGGUUGGGUGCCAUUGCACUCUGCAACAAGCAGUGGUAAUGUGGAAAUUGUGGAGAUUCUGCUCAGCAGAGGUGCUGAUGUAAAUCUGAAAAAUGAUGGUGGCCGCACUGCCCUUCACUAUGCCGCUAGCAAGGGUCGAGUGAAAAUUGCUGAACUUUUGAUUUCACACGGUGCUAAGAUCAAUGCGAAAGACAAGGUAGGAUGCACCCCAUUGCAUCGUGCAGCUAGCACGGGGAACUCUGAGCUGUGCGAACUAUUAAUUGAGGAAGGCGCUGAAAUUGAUGAAGUUGACAAGGCAGGCGAAACGCCCUUGAUGACUGCUGUUGUAUGCGGCAAUAAAGAGGUAGCUAUGCUCCUCAUACGACAUGGAGCAAAUGUCGACGCCGAGGACAAAGAAGGCUACACUGUGCUUGGUCGAGCUUCUAAUGAUCUUCGCCCUGCACUGGUUGAUGCUGCAAAGACAAUGCUCGAAGGUUGAACUCCACGACUUCAUCGCCUAUCAGAAAACUCAAGCCGACUCUGUAAAGCAUUAUGUUGCAUGGGAGGAAAUCUUAAUGUUGUUCUGACUAAUUUAUAGUAUUGCUUUCUACUAACUUAAACAUACAUUUGUUCACCCCUUGGGGAAAAGAUUUGUUGAUAUGUACAAUUGACCUUUCAGAAAGUUUGAACAAGUGAUACUAGGUGCAAUGUUCCCUUCAA